This is a messenger RNA of Phodopus roborovskii (desert hamster), 2321 nucleotides long. It is a transcript of the gene Rras2, whose product is annotated as RAS related 2. NCBI's taxonomy places the organism in Eukaryota, Metazoa, Chordata, Mammalia, Rodentia, Cricetidae. The transcript has 6 exons. Gene Ontology annotation, biological process: signal transduction. Gene Ontology annotation, molecular function: GTP binding; GDP binding; GTPase activity. The record is from RefSeq and is a predicted model, not a curated record. The coding region runs from base 262 to 876 and encodes 204 amino acids. Gene Ontology annotation, cellular component: plasma membrane.
GGUGCUUGAGGCUGCGUUCGGCUGUGCUGCAGAGAGGCAGAGAGGAGCGCGCUCCCUGGUCACUGCGUCCUCUGCCCCGGCGCCUUCCCGGCUCCCCGGCGUCUCGGGCAACUCCCAGCCGUUCCGGGGAAUAGCUCUCCGCGGCCUUCCAGGCCACUCACGGGCCCCGCGCGCCCUACUGCCUGUCGCCCAGCCGGCCGCACUCGUCCCCGGAGCCGGGCCUAGGGCGCGCGGCGGCCGGGCUGGGCUCGGGGCGUCCCGAUGGCCGCGGCCGGCUGGCGCGACGGCUCCGGUCAGGAGAAGUACCGGCUCGUGGUGGUCGGCGGUGGCGGCGUGGGCAAGUCGGCGCUCACCAUCCAGUUCAUCCAGUCCUAUUUUGUGACGGACUAUGAUCCAACCAUUGAAGACUCGUACACAAAGCAGUGUGUGAUUGAUGACAGAGCGGCCCGGCUGGACAUUUUGGAUACAGCUGGACAAGAGGAGUUUGGAGCCAUGAGAGAGCAGUACAUGAGAACGGGCGAGGGCUUCCUGUUGGUCUUUUCAGUCACGGAUAGAGGCAGUUUUGAAGAAAUCUAUAAGUUUCAAAGACAGAUUCUCCGAGUAAAGGACCGUGAUGAGUUUCCCAUGAUUUUAAUUGGCAAUAAAGCCGACCUGGAUCAUCAGAGACAGGUAACGCAGGAAGAAGGGCAGCAGCUAGCGAGGCAGCUCAAGGUCACCUACAUGGAAGCAUCGGCUAAGAUCAGGAUGAAUGUAGAUCAAGCUUUCCAUGAACUUGUCCGGGUUAUAAGGAAAUUUCAAGAGCAAGAAUGUCCUCCGUCACCAGAGCCCACCCGGAAGGAAAAAGACAAGAAAGGCUGCCACUGUGUCAUUUCCUAAGAGUUCCUUGAGUUUUAGCUGACAACUGCCAGGGAAGCCCUCAUCUCUGUUACCGUUUACAUCAUGCUGGUACCUUUGUAGCCUUAGACUGAUGAUCACCGUGUUAGCCUUACACCAAGAAGCUGGCUAAUCUUUCCGUGAAGCUAAUUGUAACGGUCUUCCCCAGACCGGUGUAAAGGAAACACUAAGGCUGCUACAGAUAUGACCCGAUUCCUUUAAAAUACAUGACUACACACACAGAUGCAUUCUUUAAGGGCUUACAUUUUAAUCGGGAUGAACCAAGUUUGGAACCUAAGCUGUUUGCUAAGCUGAAGUCAUAGGUUGUGAAGUAAUUUUUAACUUCUGGAAUCAUGUUGCCUACUGUUACUCUAAAUAGAAACAUAGGGAGGUUUUUUUUUUUUUUUUUUAAAUGUGAAGUUUUGCCUAUCUUUAAAACUUUUGAUGUCAACUCUCAUUAACCUUAAAUACACUGAAUGGAAUCUACAAACGUGAGACAUCUCAGACCUUUUCUGAUGCUACAGCUUUUGUUUUCCAGUGGCCAGAAUACCAAAAUGCCUGUUGUAUUUAUGGAUUAAAAACUGCUGAUCAAGCCUUUGUUAUUAUGCCUCCUUCAAGAUGACAAUAUUCUCUGUGGCCAAAUGUUUGGACUCAUUCUGCUUUUUAGGUGUUUCAUUGAACUUGAUUUCUUUCCCCAGCUAUGGUAAGGGUAAGAGUGAACCGCUCCUGUUUGUCUUCCUUUUCAAGUAUUCCUGGUUACGGGAUUUAAAAAAAAAGAAAAAAACCCCAAAAAAAAAAAAAACAAAAAAACAAAAAAAACAAAAAACCAACAACACAAAAACAAAAAUCCACACAAACUAAAACUGUUUCUGUUUGAUGUAAUGUAAAAUAUGGAAUUGAUCUUUCCAGAGUCAGAGAUGAUUAAUGUUUUUGCUAUAUACUUUUAUACGUUAUUUUCUUAUCAAACUAGUUAACAAGUAUUUUUAUAUGUUUGUAAGCGAAUAUGCUUUCACAGCGUACCUUGUGUAUAUGUAAAGAUGAGUAUUUAAUUCUCACUGUUCACUGUUAACUGACAAAGAAAAAGUGGAAACCUUGGUUCUUGUCACAGCCACCAGUGACCACUAAUCAGGAAACUUCCCGACAGAAAAACCAGGACGAGACUGUGAAGUCACGUUCAAUGUCCCUGCUAGAUAUUGACUUGUUACAUCAAGUAUUCUGUGUAAAACCUCUACUUGAUAAUUAGUGUAACUGUGGAUGGCUUCUGAUUUUGUUUUUAACUUUGUGGAUUGUGUUUAAGCAAUUCAAAGUGUGUUCCUGGUUUUGCAACUCUCAGUGGUAUUGCACAGUGGCCACUUUAUUGAACGUGUACAACAGUCCCAUGAAGUUUAUAAAGUGGACCCUUGUAUCGCUUCAGGUGCUAGAAUUAAAAUUGACCUGUUAUCACCAGA